Molecule: messenger RNA, 1959 nt
Organism: Stylonychia lemnae
Lineage: Eukaryota; Ciliophora; Spirotrichea; Sporadotrichida; Oxytrichidae
Source: the annotation of a GenBank genome assembly
AUGUCAGCACAUGCCUCACCUACAUCUAAUUCAUCCUCUUUGCAAUAUGAUUACUCCAGUGCUUCCUUUGAGGUUCUGAAUGCCCCACUCAAAAGAAAGACUUCAUGCCAACAUGUUGAGCUUACUCCUUGCUAAGCUUGCUAGACAUGCAAGAUACAGAGGCAAACUCUCAGUGACUGUGGGGAGAAUUUGAAAAUCAGAAUCAAAGAUUUUGCCCCUUACCUCAAACCUUAAAAUAAGCGAAGCUACUUGCAAUGCCAGAAAAUGAAUGAAAACUAGGAGGAUCAAGGAAUGCUAAACUUUAGAACUGAACUCAUCUAGUAUCCAGUAAUAGAUCAGAAAUAGAGUGAGUUUUAGCAAUUUUCUGUCAGAAAGAGAGAUCAGAAGUAUCUUUAAGAGUUAAAAACUCUCUCUUCAAAUUUGCACUUUAAUAGCGAGGACUUAUUAAACAACAGCAAUUAUUAAGAGAGAAAAGUGAUAAUUCACGAUGGAAAUGGAUUCACUCCUAGCAAAUUUCCAGUUGUAUACACCUAGUUCAGAAGCUCUAAUAAAGUACUUGACACUCAAGAUCUACCAAUGCAUAACUUCUAAGAUUAUUCAAUAUAGCCAAUGAUUCAUUCAUCUAAUAAUCAUCCAAUAUAUUAAAAUUAGAAGGAGUUGCAAAGAAAUCAGCAAAACUAUAUUCAAAGCUUUCAAUAGAACGAUAUAGUAAUAUCAAAUGCUGCAAACAAGCCAAUUAAAUUACCUCCUAAUGAUUUCAAAAUCUCUUUCUCUUCUAAAGAUUUAAGAGAGGACAGUGAGAUGCUCCUCAUUGAUUAGCCGACAGGUUUACCACUAGCAAAUGACAAUUACUUUGGAAUACAACAGCCUGAAAAGAAUAGUGGAGUGCAAAAUCCUGACUCACUGCUUUCAUUUGAUUAUUAACUCAGCUUUCCAGUAGAUUAUAGUUCAGAAUCUGAUUUAUCUUCUGAAGAAAAGUAGCCUGUUUAACAUUUUUCGGAAUUCGAUUAUGAAUGCAAUUAAUCACAAGAUGAAUAGGAAUGUAUGAUGGAAGUAGAUACACAAUAAAAUUUACUCAAGUCUAAAGAAAGAACUAAGAGGAAUUAGAAGACUUGCACAAUCGGAGAUCAAUUAAACACUAAUCAAGAAAGUUCUAAUUUAUAGAUUGGACUGAAUGGUAAAACUUAUUAUGGAAAGAAGAGAGGAAGGAAGCCAAAUAUUCUUAAAGAAAAUGAGGCAUUUAUGGAAGCAGAUCAUAACUCAAAGCCAACUUGUAGAAGAUAUCUGCGUAAAUAGAUUUUACUUGGUCAAGUGGAUAGACCCUAUGAGUAAACAAAGCAUAUUUUAAACCCUGAAGAAGAUGGAGCUUUAGAGCUAGAACCUGAAGAUUUUGUCAGUGAUACUGUGUAAAAUGUUGCUUAAAUAAUCAGAUAACCAGUCAGAAAUUCUUAACUCAGUCAUGACAAGUAAUCGUCUAUGAUGAAUCAACAACCUUUCCAUUCAGAUAUUUUUUCAUAGAUUACCUUUUUCGACAAAGAGCCAAAAGUCAAGAAUAUGCCAUUUCAGAGAAUCAACAUGAGCUAACUUUCAAACCUCCCACGAUUCAAUCAAAAUGGCAUGAAUUCAAAUGUCAUAGAAGAAAAUGAUGAUGACUUUAAAUUAAAAAUCUCUACAAGACUAAAUGGAACUGCCAAAAACUUAAAAUCUGAUAAUUAUAUCUCAAAAGGUCAAAAGAAGAGAGGCAGACCAAGUUUCAAAGAGCUUGCUUAAAAAUUCAGCUAAGUUGUUAUAUCUUAACCAUCGGCACUUUACUCAAGCAAAAUAAAUGAAACUUAGAUGCAACAGUCACUUUCUAAGAAGGAAAAUCCUCCAAUUCAACUUAAUCAUUAUCAAGUUAUGGAAAUGAUGAUGAGAGAUGAUAACUAACCUGAAAUUCAAGAUCUGUCCUCUUAAUAAUGA